GCUCCGCUCUUCUCUCCUAGCCUUUUUCCACCGGCGUCCCCGCCCCUCCAACCUGUUCCUGCUGGGUCCCCGCUCCUCUGCCGCCUGAUUCCGGCUGGAACUCGAGCUCCUGGGACGGUCUUCCCGAUCUCCGAAUCUGCGCUCCUCGGGAUGAGUUCCCAGUUUGAGGUGAAACCAUGAAGAGCAAAUAGAGCAAAUAAGAAUGCUUUUCCGCAAUCGCUUCUUGCUGCUGCUGGCGCUGGCUGCACUGCUGGCCGUCCUGAGCCUCAGCCUGCAGUUCUUCCACCUGAUCCCUGUCUCAGCUGCUAAGAAUGGAGUGAGUAGCAAGAGUCGAAAGAGGAUCAUGCCCGACCCAGUGACGGAGCCCCCUGUGAUGGACCCCAUUUACGAGGCUCUCCUGUAUUGCAACAUUCCGAGUGUGGCUGAGCAUAGCAUGGAAGGUCACGCCCCACAUCAUUUUAAGCUGGUCUCAGUCCAUGUGUUUAUUCGACAUGGGGACAGGUAUCCACUGUAUGUCAUUCCCAAAACCAAGAGACCAGAAAUUGACUGCACUCUGGUGGCAAACAGGAAACCAUAUCAUCCUAAACUGGAAGCUUUCAUUAGUCACAUGUCAAAAGGAUCCGGAGCCGCUUUUGAAAGCCCUUUACACUCCCUGCCUCUGUACCCCAACCAUCCGCUGUGUGAGAUGGGGGAGCUUACACAGACAGGGAUCGUGCAGCAUCUGCAGAAUGGCCAGCUCCUGAGGGACAUUUACCUAAAGAAACACAAACUCCUGCCCCACGAUUGGUCUGCAGAGCAGCUUUACUUAGAGACCACCGGGAAAAGCCGGACGCUGCAAAGUGGGCUGGCCUUGCUUUAUGGCUUUCUCCCGGAUUUUGACUGGAAGAAGAUCUAUUUCAGGCACCAGCCCAGUGCUCUGUUCUGCUCUGGAAACUGCUACUGCCCAGUGAGAAACCAGUAUCUGGAAAAGGACCAGCGGCGCCAGUACCUCUUACGUUUGAGAAACAGCCAGCUGGAGAGGACCUAUGGGGACAUGGCCAAGAUCGUGGACGUCCCCACCAAGCAGCUCCGAGCCGCCAACCCCAUAGACUCCAUGCUCUGCCAUUUCUGCCACAACGUCAGCUUCCCCUGCACCAGAAAUGGCUGCAUCGACAUGGAGCACUUCAAGGUGAUAAAGACGCAUCAGAUAGAGGACGAGAGAGACAGGCAGGAGAAGAAACUGUACCUCGGGUAUGCGCUCCUGGGAGCCCACCCCAUCCUAAAUCAAACCAUCAGCCGGAUGCUGCAUGCCGCGGAGGGCAGGCGAGAGGAGCUGUUCGCCCUCUACUCUGCUCACGAUGUCACUCUGUCUCCAGUUCUCAGUGCCUUGGGUCUCACAGAAGCCAGGUUUCCAAGGUUUGCUGCCAGGUUGAUCUUUGAGCUCUGGCAAGACAGAGAAAAGCCCAGCGAAUAUUCUGUCCGAAUUCUUUAUAAUGGCGUUGAUGUUACAUUUCGCACCUCUUUUUGCCAGGACCACCACAAACAUUCUUCCAAGCCCAUGUGCCCACUGGAAAACUUAGUCCACUUUGUCAGAAGGGACAUGUUUGUGGCCCUGGGGAGUGGCAGUGCUAGUUACUUUGAUGCAUGUCACAGGGAAGGGUUCUGAAAGGCACACACACAGCGCUUAGAGAAUCCAUGCCCAGUGCUGUCUGUUUCUGGUUCUGUGUGUUGCUAAGGGUACAAGAUGACUGGUUUUUAAAGGCUAGAAAUCAUGAUUGGGAGCCAAGGAGAAGGUUUGGAUUGAACAGUAAGUAUGUUGCUAUAAUUAGGUACAUGAGUUGGUUGGUACAUAAUGGCCACUUCACAGAGAAAGGAAGGUACUUUGGUGUGGUCAGGCUUUUCUUACAAUGCUAGAAUAAUAUUUCUGCUCUCAAAGUUGCCAAUCCAAAUUCAAUCCACUUCUUUUGAACUGCUGCCGUUCUAUAUGCCGGGACCAGCAAGCCUCAGCCAAAAUGUUCAUAAUCUGGGGCAGUCAUACUAUAUCCUCCUUCAGUGCAAAAUUUCCUGAAUUGACUUAGCUAAAGCAAGAGUUGGCAAACUUUCUGUAAAGAGCCAGAUGGUAGAUAUUUUAGACUUUGCAGACCCAACAGUCACAUACAGUCUCUGUCACAACUAUUCAGCUCAGCUCUUUGAAAGUGAAAGCAGCCGGAGACAACCCAGCUAGCUGCCUUCCUGGGCCUCGGACACAAUGAGUGAACCCGGCCAGGCUCAGCCCCAGGGCUGUCCUUGACUGACCCCUGGUCUGAAAAAUAGGCUCUCCUACCGUUUGCACUUUCCUCACCUUGAGAACCGGGCGAAAACCAAGAAUUAUUCAGUGGUGCCUCCAGUAACUUCUGUAGAAACACAGGAUUUGGGCUCUGUAUUUGAAAUUAUAAGAAAUCUUAAGGGGAAAUAACCAUUGAAUCAGAAUGAAUCAUAAAAAUUCAUUAAAAUAAUACUUGAUGUUCAUGAUGAUUGUGGUAUAAGAUAGUUUUAAAUAUUUGAUGUAGUCUAUUUGCCGUAUAUGCUAAAAUUUUUGUAUUCUACUUAGUAUUUUUAUAGUCUAGGAGAGUAUUUUCUAAGACCAGUUUUAGAUGUGCUCUUUUUCCUAUGUAGUAUUCAGUUUACUGUACCUUUUUGGUGUUAGAAGGGAGCCAGAAGCUGAAUUCACGCACUUUCUUCCAAUUAAACGAAUUAUGGCUCCUACUCUUGACAAGCCGUAGAAUUAGAUCGAUUUUUAAACCAUUUUCAUCCAUUUCAAAUAGUAAAUUCGAAUUGAUUUUUAAAUCAGUUUUCGAAGAACUUUGUUACUAGAGCACUAAGUAAUCUUUCUAAGCUAUUUUAUAUAUUAGAAGCAAUUACAAUGAAAUAUGUGAUUUCUGAAUUAAUGGUGCUAGUUCUCUGUGCUGAAAUGUCAAGUGCAAGCGAUAUCUUCAGUGUUGUUGACCUUUUUCUGUUUUUCUUCAGUGAUACAUUUGAGUAUAUCUAUUUCUGUUAAUAAAUUUUUGAAGAA
Molecule: messenger RNA, 3031 nt
Organism: Condylura cristata (star-nosed mole)
Lineage: Eukaryota; Metazoa; Chordata; Mammalia; Eulipotyphla; Talpidae
Gene: PXYLP1
Product: 2-phosphoxylose phosphatase 1
Exons: 6
Coding region: 203-1645 (480 amino acids)
Biological process (GO): chondroitin sulfate proteoglycan biosynthetic process; glycosaminoglycan biosynthetic process; dephosphorylation
Cellular component (GO): Golgi apparatus
Molecular function (GO): phosphatase activity
Source: RefSeq, a predicted model, not a curated record